Messenger RNA from Hemicordylus capensis (graceful crag lizard), 3133 nucleotides. RefSeq lists its product as uncharacterized. The coding region runs from base 738 to 2744 and encodes 668 amino acids. The record is from RefSeq and is a predicted model, not a curated record. The transcript has 6 exons. Lineage: Eukaryota; Metazoa; Chordata; Lepidosauria; Squamata; Cordylidae.
CAAACCUUUCUCCCUGAUGUCUGAGCCCUAUUCAGACAUUAUGUUGAAUGUUGUGUUGAACGCAGUGUGUGAAGAGGGAUCUGGUUUUCAGGGAGCAGGGAAUGUUGUGCAUGGAGGAGCAGCAAAAAUAUUUGCAUAAAUAAUUGGGGACACCUAUAUUGGGCAGCAGCGAUAUAGGAAGAUGCUGAAAGGCAUCAUCUCAAACUGCGUAGGAGAUGGCAAUGGUAAACCCCUCCUGUAUUCUUCCAAAGAGAACCACAUGGCUCUGUGGUAGCCAGGAGUCGACACCAACUCGACAGCGCAACUUUACUUUAGUACAACAGCUGGGGACCCAAGGUUGGGAAUCCCUGGUUAACUCAUGUCACAGUGAGAUGAGUUAGGAAGGAGGGGUUUAGAUUUGUUAGGCACUGGGAUACAUUUUGGGGCAAGCAAGGCCUGUACAAAAGGGACGGGUUGCACCUGAACCAAGAUGGGACCAGAUGGCUGGCACUUACAAUCAAAAAGGUUGCAGAGCAGCUUUUAAAAUGACGCAUGGGAAAUAACCGACAGGAGCUGGGCAGUAUCCCAUUCGGCAAAAGCCAUCCUUUAAAGUGCAAGGGUGCAAAGGAUUAAGAUAAAAACAGAACGAGACAGAGCAGAACCACAUAAAGAGCAGACAGAAGGCUGUGCCAAAGCUGGUCCAAGAGUCAAAAGAAAGAUAGCAGACACCAGGACAGUUGAGACCACUAGGAAUAAAAAUGGAGGAACCGGACCAAGAAGGACCCAGAGCAGAGGAGAUAUCAGAGGCAGGAAGAAGAGAUCCCCAUGUUGUCCAAGCUGAGGCAACUGGAAAGGUUUUGACAGGGGCCUCCCUGUCCCCAGUAAAACAGGAACUGGAGGAAAGGCUACAGCGGCACUGGAAAGCCCCGUGGCUGGACUUCCUGAAGCCAGUGCAGUCACUUCUUGUAGAAGGGAAGAGCCCACAGCUGCUUGAGCAUACAUCAGGGGAGCACUCUAAGGAUUUCCAGGCCUCCUCCAAUGGAGUAGCCAGUGCCAGCCAGUGGCCCAGAGGAGGGCAUGUGACUCAGACCUUUCCACGCCUUGUGAGAGAAGGCCUUGUGGCCAUUGAGAAUGGCCUGGACUGUGCAGUGACAGUGAAAGAAGAAAUCCCGGCCAAGGACCCUGUGAGCUUGGAGAUGCGCUGCCACGACUUCAGGCACUUCUGCUACCAGCAGGCCAGAGGGCCCAGGGAAUCAUGGCGGCAGCUUCAAGGGCUUUGCCAUCGGUGGCUGAUGCCAGAAAAACACACCAAAGAGCAGAUCUUGGAGCUGGUGAUCCUGGAGCAGUUCCUGGCCAUCCUCCCCCGGGAAAUGCAGAUGUGGGUCAGGGACCGUAAUCCAGAGACUUGCGCCCAGGUGGUGAUUUUGGCAGAGGAUUUUCUGCUAAGGUUGCAAGAACCUGAGAGACAGAAGCAGCAGGGCCCAGGGAUGUCUGAGGAAGCAGUUGCUACUGUGUCUGAGGGAGAACAAGAUCCAUCCGAUAUGGGCGAGGCACAGUUCUGCACAGAGGCUUUGCAGAAGGGCAGAAGGAAAGUCAGCAUGCUGGCUCAGGGGUGUCCAGAAAUGAAAAAAAAGAAGCCGCACAAAACAAGCCUCAAAUCUGGGGAACGGUUGGCAGUGGAAGAAGGAGACCUUAACAUUGUCCAGGUUGGGACUUCUGGAGAGUUUCUGGAUGAGACAGCACCACAGCUGAUUAAACCGGAACCAGCAGAAGGGUUCCACCAGCGUUGGGAAACCCAGUUGCAAGAAUUACUGAAGACCACACAGUCGCCUCACUCAGGAUGGAGAACCUCACAGCUGCCUCAACCUGUACCAGGAGAGCCCUUGAAGGAUGUUCAUGUCUCCUUGAAAGGGACGGCUGAUGCCAGCCAGUGGCCUAAAGGAGCACAUGUGACCCAAACCCUGACAGGCCUUAGUGGGGAGGCCAGGCCAGCUUCUGCUAAUCCAGACUCCUCUGAGAAAGGGAAGGAGGUGACUCUGGAGGAGGACACGGGCAACAUGGAGAUGCAGCGCCAAUGCUUCAGACAGUUCUGCUACCCGGAGGCUGAGAGGCCCCGGGAUGUUUGCAAGAAGCUUUGGGAACUUUGCCAUCAGUGGUUGAGGCCAGAGAGACACACCAAGGAGCAGAUCCUGGAUUUGCUGAUCCUGGAGCAGUUCCUGAUUAUUCUCCCUGUCAAAAUGGAGAGCUGGGUGAGGGAACGGGGACCAGUGACCUGUGCCCAGGCAGCAGCCCUGGCAGAAGUUUUCCUCCUGAGACCUCAAGAGCCUAUGAGACAGGAGCCAAAGAUUCUGGAAUCACCAGAGGCCGAGUUGAAUCUUCUGAAGUCUGGACAAUUUCCAUCAGACACCCUGAGAAUGGCACAGCAGCCUCUGGAAACCAAAGAGGAGGAGGACAUCAGCUUAUUAAAUAAAUAUCUCCAGAUGAAUGUGUGCUUCAACGUGGAAACUCGAGAGCUGCGGAAAAGGCUCCUGGCCAGGCAACGGCAGAGGCGCCACCGAGCUCGCCAAACUCCAGAGCAACGGCUGCAGCGGAGGCGCAUCGAAGCCGAAAGGAACGCGCAGCGCAGGGCCAACGAAACCCCUGAACAAGCCGCACAACGGAGGCAAAAGGAUGCCCAGAGAAAGCUGCAAAAAAGGAAAUGUCCCCCCAAAGCUGCACUGCCGCAAGAUUCUUGCGAUACCUUGACUGGGACAGAAUAUUUGUGAUGGCGCCCAGCCUGGGUUAAUUCCAUUGGAGACGCUGGGGAGGUGGCUGAAAGUAGCUUCUGUUCGCUUGGCCUUUCUACUUCUAACGUUGUGCUAGAAAAAAUAUGGAUGAUGGGGGCGGCUAAAUAAAAUGCCAGGCUCUGGGUCGCCUGGGCUUGUACAGAAUAUUUUCCCAGCCCUGUUAAAGAAUGUAUGCAGCAAGCCAUAGGGAAAGCUCCCUUUGAUUGUACUGCAGUGAGGUAGUGCAGUGUCUUUCGUCAGGUCUGGGCCACUCUUAAUUUAUCUUAUACGUGUCUUUUAUUUCAGCCCUUGUUGCUUGUCCAGAGCUGACAGAUGGGCCAGAAAUAUGAGCGCCUAAAUCUGUUUAAAAAAUUGUAUUUAUUUUGAAA